GUACUCUAUGCACAGGCCCAUCAUGAUCUAAUGGUCAAAACUAACUAUCAUCAAGCUGCACUUACUAGAACAUUAGCACCAGAUCUUUACAAUCAUCCUCGGUCAAAUCCGAUACCUUACUCCCUGAACCAGGAAAAGGUGAUGAGAGAAGAUCACAACUAUUUUGGAAAGGAAUAUUGGAAUUCAAGGUUCCCAACAAUUCCUGUUCUAGCUUCACAUCAGCGGUAUUUGGUUCAGUCUCCAAGCAUGCGACUCAUUCAGCAAAUGCAGGACAUUUAUAAAGAUACACCACGUCUGGCUCACACACACCCUGACUCCCACUUGGUGUUGCCUUCCAUUAAUCCCAUGGCAGAGAGUGACUCUGAACUGGACACUAGACCAAACAAGAAAAUACCACCAUCAAUGAUACGCUGUAACUCAGAUGGCUACUUGGCACAAAUGGAGAAGGUUAAUAAGCUCAAGGGAAAAAAACACUUCAAGCCUUAUACAAUGAGAGACCACAAGGACCUAAAACUGAAUGUGAAACUUGGAGGUUUGGGACCUGACUAUAAAUCUGUUCAGGAGAAGGCAAAGAAAAUGAAACGACAAAAAGAAUAUGCAAAGCAAAUUAAAGAACAGAAUCUGAAAGGUGGAUGCAAAUCAUCACUCUCCCCACAGAAACAGUCAGCAAGCACUGAAAACAAAAAUGUUACUUCAAGCCGGAAACUGGCAAUAGAAUAUGCUAAAAGCAUUCAUAAACCAAAACCACUUCCAGCUAAUUCCAAGGUGACCAAUGAGACACUGGGUCAGGAUAAGUUAACAAAACUUGGUCGAUGUGUACAGCUGGACCCAUCUGAAAAUACAAUGCUUGAGAUGAUGCAAGAUCGACAUGAAAAGGAGAAGCAAAUUGUGGCGGCCUUUAAGGCAAUGCAUGUGACCUGAAGACAAGAAAUAUUUGAACAUUAUACAUAUUGUAUGGAUCAUACUGAAAGGUCUUAUAAUGUCACAUUAAUAGCACUCUAAUUUGUAUUGUUAUUUUUUAAUAUCACAAUUGCAUUAGUUAUGUCACACAGCAAUCAUUCCAUUGUUGAGAAACAAACGAUGGACUCUCUAUGCAGUCUGCACAAAGAUGGUGAAGGAGAAACCAUGUUUAAAUUAUUUCUAAAAAUAUUUUCCAGUGCAUUUCUUUGAAAGUUCAAACAUAUUUGAAAUAUCUGAAUAUCUGAACACUUAGUUGAAUCAGAUUAGAGGCCAUUCAAAUUUAUCAAACACUAAUUUUGGAGGGAGUUUAGUCAUUCUUCUUCAUUUUGUUCUUACCUGGAUGAAACUGAUGUUUGCAACCUUUGAGCUGGUAGCUCCUUGUGAGUAAAAACUUAGCUUGGGAACCAACAUUUACUGUUGUUUUCAACCCUGCCACUCUCUCGGACACCACUCCGCAGCACUAGCCCAGAUAUCAUCUGAGUGCAAAGUUCUAAGAGCUGAUCGUUUCACCAGGUGGCUUUGCAAACAGCCAGGAGUAAAGAAAUAUGGUUAGGUGUAAUAUCGUCACAAAGAGAGUGCAGCUUGCAGGUAUGAUCUCAGUGGAGAAUCUGCAGCCAUUCAAACAAUUCAAAAAUAUUUGGUAAUUCUGAAUAAGGAGAAUUGGUCCAACCAUUUAUGAAUGAAAAUUAUGUAUUCUGAAAUUCAUCUGUCUUCUAAGGUGCUUAUAAUUAUGGUGUAACAUUUAUUUUGAUGAUCAAGCUCAUCUUAAUCUACUAACAAGAAAGUUUGAAGUGUGCCAUCUACAACUCAAAGCCAUAGAAUACCGUGGCCAAAUAUUAUCUCCUGUCUCAAAGUAAAUUUUCACCAACUCCUGCAGAAGAACUAUCAAGGAUAUUGGACAUUGACUUCUGAUGCCCUUUGUAAUCAGUAGUCCGUAAAAUAGGCAUAUCACGUUUUUGUGUCACCUCCUCAUACAGUAUGUAUAAGCAAUGACUAAUUGAUGUUUGAAAAUUAUUAAUUAAAAUGAAUAAUUUCUAGGCAAUGGGCAAAGAGCAGGGGAGAGGAUCUGAUUAAUUGACUCAUUUUAAGAACAUGACCAGGCACAAAGGGCUGAACGGCUUCCUUCUAUUCCACAUGAUCCUAUGAUUCUAUAAUAUGCAACAAAACCAAAAACCUUUAUCAAGUAAAUUACUUUUGAUAAUAAUUUUUAAAAACAAAUUGUCAAAUUAAAUUGGGCAAAUGGUCUGAAAAUUUACCUCACUGUUAGAAGAGAUAACAUGCACAGAAAUAAUGAUGGAGGCACAGGAUUACACUGAAUUUGUAACUGAGCUCAUCAACAUUAAAUGGAAUAUUAGACUGAUGAUAGAACCUACUAUACAGCAAACUUCAUUGAUACAAUCUAAUUAUAUUUUAAAGGAAAAUAAGUAGUUUUAAACUUGUUCCAACCCCAUGUGGAUGUAUGUUAACCUCUGUUAAUUUUAGUGAAAAUGUAAGUUAGAAAACUUGUUCCAUAACAGUGUUCCUUCUCUAUGAUUAUUUUAUUGUAAUUAUUUUUAAAAUGUUAUUAUUUGUUAUUAAGGAAGAAACUCAAGCUACGUGACCACAUUAAAUCUAUUUUACAUUUAACAUUGUUGCUUUCAAUCCUGGCAAUCCAUAAGACAGCACUUCCCAGUGAAUAACCCAAAUAUCAAAAGUACGCAGGUCUUAGAUCUGAUACUUACACCCAGUGGCCUCACAACCACCCAGAAGUGAAGAAACAUGGUUAGAUUUAAUAUAGUCACAAAGUGAGUGCAAUACAUAUGACAUCAGAUUAUAAAUGAAACAUAGUUGUCAUCUGCUGACCAAAUAAUAUGAAACCGCACUAGAAAUAUCACUGCCCCAUUAUUUAUUGAUUUGAAGCAUCAGCACUUCUAUACACAGUUUGUUCUACUUACAUAGGUACUAAAUGUAAUUUUGAUUCAUAGUUUUGCAUUUCUUUUUAUAUCCCGACUAACUUCAUAAUGUUCAACUGCAAAGGAUAUAUAUAUUUAUCAAUUAACUAAGACCAAUUUUCAUCUUUGUAAACAUCAGUCGUUAUUAUCAAUGGGCAUUCUGACGAUCCUUGUUUGGAUUUGGUGGCCUCUGAAUCACAAGGUUGUGGGUCAGGUCCCAUUCUAGAUACUUAGCAUGAAAAUCUAGACUAACACUUCAGUGUAAUGCUGAGAUAGUGCACUGCUGUAUUUUGGUUGAGACAUUAGGGCAAAGCCACAUCUGCACUUUUAUUUAGGCAUAAAAGAUCAAUGGCACUAAUUUGAAGAUGAGCAGAAAAAGGUUACCCAGUCUACUGACUAAUACUUACCUCUCUAUCAACAUUACUAAAGCAUUUGAUAUGGUUAUUAUCACAUUGUUCUUUUGGGGGCUUUUUGUGUGAAGAUUUGUUGUCCCAUUUCUGUGUUAUAAUGGUGACUAAACUUCAAAAAAUACAUCAUUAGUUCUAAGUUGUUCUGGGUUUGAAAGGUGCUAUAUGAAUGCAUUCUUUUCAAAGCAUUUUACUUAAUUUAUGGAAAUCAACACUUGAUUUAAAGCAUUCUUUGGAACCUUGUGUCAGUUGAAAGCAUAUUAACCUUGUUGAUGCAGACAAGUGAUCCAUAUAACCGUACAAGACCACCAUUUCAUGGAAUUACAAAACCAAUGCAAGGUUAUUGCCUACUGUCACUUGUUGGUACUCCAAAUGAUACAAUGAGAGAAAGUAACAGAUACUGAGACAAAAUAUGUUUAAAUACAUGUCCAUUACAAUCUCUAAUUUUUAUUAACUACCUUACAAAACAAUCUUGUACUUUAAGUUAUUAAAGUCAGCUUUUUUUCUGAUAAGACUGCUUAAAGUAUGAUCCAUAAAACUUUACAUGGACUGGAUUGAUUCAACUCUAACUUUAUAAAUGAUUUCUGGAACAGAGCUGAGUAAAUAUGAUGAGAAUUGUUAAUGUUUGAAAAGCUAUUUUUAUGAAUAAUUCAUCAUAUAUGUUUAUUAUUGUAAUUUUUAAAAUACCU
This is a messenger RNA of Pristis pectinata (smalltooth sawfish), 3987 nucleotides long. Its product is annotated as jhy protein homolog. Gene Ontology annotation, biological process: axoneme assembly. The transcript has 5 exons. Bases 31 to 921 code for a protein of 296 amino acids. NCBI's taxonomy places the organism in Eukaryota, Metazoa, Chordata, Chondrichthyes, Rhinopristiformes, Pristidae. The record is from RefSeq and is a predicted model, not a curated record.